Messenger RNA from Sclerotinia borealis F-4128, 738 nucleotides. Lineage: Eukaryota; Fungi; Ascomycota; Leotiomycetes; Helotiales; Sclerotiniaceae. The record is from the annotation of a GenBank genome assembly.
AUGUCUUCAAUAAUGGAGCACAUAGAUCAAACCACCAUCCUCUCGCUCCUCGGCGUCCUCGCCAUUCUCCUCUCCUCCUACGCUCUCUCCACGCGUGUCCUAGCAUCCACCACCCCCUCCUCCCUCCGCAUCCUCUUCAUCUGGCAUUUCUUCGAUUUUCUCAUCCAUACCAUCUUCGAAGGUUCUUUCCUCUACAAUUGUUUCUUCUCGCGCAUUCCCUACGAUUCAUCGAUUGCUCACCCGGUUUCCCUCAAUAACUUCUUGGGCACAACCGAAUAUGUGUAUGGAGCACUGUAUGCGGAUAAUUGGGCUAGCAAGUUGUGGAUGGUGUAUGCUCAAGCGGAUCGCAGAUGGGCGGGUGCGGAUUUGACGGUCGUGAGUUUGGAGUUGUUGACUGUGCUGGGGGCGGGCCCGCUGGCGCUGUGGAUUUGUUGGGGGAUAGCGAGGAAGGAUUGGAGGGUUAAUUUUUGGAUGGUGGUGCUUGCUACUGGGGAAUUGUAUGGGGGUUUCAUGACCUUUGCGCCCGAAUGGUUGACGGGAAAUCAAAAUUUGGAUACGAGUAACUUUAUGUUUAAAUGGGUGUACUUGAUUUUCUUUAAUAUGUUGUGGGUUUUCUUGCCGGUAUAUGCGUUGUAUGUGGCGUUUUAUGAUAUUGGCAAUGCGAUGCAGGUAAGGAAUAGUGUUAUUAACGCGAGGGUUGAGAUGUUGAACAGGGAGAGACAGGGGAAGAAGAAUUGA